Messenger RNA from Anopheles funestus (African malaria mosquito), 2506 nucleotides. RefSeq names its product prohibitin-2 (gene Phb2). The record is from RefSeq and is a predicted model, not a curated record. Gene Ontology annotation, cellular component: mitochondrion; membrane. Lineage: Eukaryota; Metazoa; Arthropoda; Insecta; Diptera; Culicidae. The coding region runs from base 145 to 1242 and encodes 365 amino acids. The transcript has 5 exons. Gene Ontology annotation, biological process: mitochondrion organization.
UAUAUUUUUUAAAAUUAAAUUUCCAUCCACAAGUUUGAUCUGACCCGUUUGGUCAAAGAUGUAGGAUGCUGUCAAAUUGACAUUUUCUAUCGGAACAAAAAAUCUACAGAAAUUUCCAGCGCAAAGAACAAAUAUCAACACGAGAUGGCACAGAGCAAACUGAAUGAUUUGGCUGGAAAAUUCGGCAAAGGAGGUCCUCCCGGACUGACGACGGGUUUGAAGGUGUUGGCUGCUGUAGGAGCGAUUGCGUACGGUGUUAAAAACUCCAUGUACACCGUCGAAGGUGGUCAUCGUGCGAUCAUAUUCAACCGUAUCGGUGGUGUAGGCGAUGAUGUUUUCGCAGAAGGUUUACACUUCCGUAUGCCCUGGUUCCAGUACCCCAUCAUUUACGACAUUCGAUCUCGGCCACGCAAAAUAUCAUCCCCCACCGGUUCGAAGGAUCUGCAGAUGGUAAACAUUUCGCUCCGUGUCCUGUCCCGUCCCGAUGCUCGCAAACUUCCCAUCAUGUACCGUCAGUUGGGCCAGGAUUACGACGAAAAAGUGCUGCCCUCGAUUUGUAACGAGGUGCUGAAGAGUGUGGUGGCCAAAUUUAAUGCUUCCCAGCUGAUCACCCAGCGGCAGCAGGUAUCGCUAUUGAUUCGCCGUGAGCUCGUAGAGCGUGCGGCCGAUUUUAACAUUAUUCUCGACGAUGUGUCACUGACGGAGCUGAGCUUCGGCAGGGAAUAUACAGCGGCGGUUGAAAGCAAACAGGUUGCCCAGCAGGAAGCUCAACAGGCUGCGUUCUUGGUGGAACGUGCGAAGCAGGAGCGGCAGCAGAAGAUUGUACAGGCCGAGGGUGAAGCAGAAGCGGCGAAAAUGUUGGGUAUUGCAGUAGCAGAAAAUCCUGGUUAUCUUAAGCUUCGAAAGAUUCGCGCAGCACAGAACAUUGCCAGAACGAUCGCAAAUUCACAGAACCGUGUCUACCUCUCUGCCAACAGUCUGAUGCUGAACAUUCAGGACGAUUCGUUCGAUGAUAUGUCGAAGAAAGUUUCAAAUGGGCGGCUAGCAGCGGGUAGUGGAUGGUUUGGCACAUCAGGCUCGACCUCAACUGCAACAGCACAAACGAAAUCGAAAUCAACCGCGAAGGAGAACGGAACCAACCAAACCGAAGACAAGCAGCAGCAGCCGCAGCAGUACGAUGAAAGCUUGAUCAAGAUCAUUGCGGAAGAAACGGUCGAUCGGUUGAAGGGAAAUGUGUUGUAAUUAAUAGCCUAUUACAAGACAAACGAACAAUUUCUUUCAAGUGAAGAAAUCAAAUGCAUUUGUUAUAUCAACGCACAUUGUUGUUUCGUUGUGCAAGUUGUCAUUCGAUUUUAGUUUAUCUGUUUUCACGCAUUAUGGCUAUAUUUUUCUGUUCAUAUUUAGCAAAUUGUAUGUAGUUCCCUUCUUUGCACAUAAUAUAAUUGAUUUCCAAUUUAAUCUUAAUAAGCACAAGAACCUAUUCCUGAUCAAUAGUGUAGAAACUACAGAAUUGGGGCGGGAAAAACUAUUUUGGAUGAAUUUUAAAACAUGUUCAUGAUGUAAACGAUCCCUGAUGUGUUAUUUUCUUCUACCGAACAAUUGAUAAUCAGUCAGUCUACUAAUUCCACGCCGUUUUUUGCUGUAAUUGAUACGGUUAGAUUUGUGAUACUGGCAAUAGGGUUUUACACAAAAACACACACGGUACACACGUUACUACAUCUACUCUUUUCUGUAGAGGUUUGAAAAUGGCAGUGUUUUAUUGUUGAGCCCCAUUAAGCUGCUCGAUUCCUGAAGGGUUUCCUGUUUAAGUCCGUCAUAUGUUCUGAACAUUCUGCAGUGCAUGUUGUACGGUUUAAGCUUAUGUACGAUUAAUUGCUUAUCGGAAGUUGUUCUUCAUUUGGGUGGUGGAUAUUUAGCUAAUGGUAUAUUGUAAUUUGCUUUGCAUAAGCUUUUACUACGUUUACGAUGCUCAUGUUACUUGAAAUGUGCUAUUACGUUUUUUUUUAAUUUCUACACCAAUUAGCGGUUUCGGUUCCGUUUCGUGUGUUGAUCGAUUUGAUUGAUUUUGGACCUCAUUAUUGAUUGGUUACCUACAUCAACUAGUUGUUGUAUAACUCUACGGUAUAUUCACCACUAGAAACUACACCAAAUACGUUUAGCAAGAACAAUAGAAGAAACGCAAAACAAAAAAAACGUAAAUUGCUUCAUUGUCGGUAGUGCUUUCGGCUGCCGAACCAUUGGUGGAGUGAGAAAAGUUUGGAAAAAAGAUGAACAUAAGCCACAAAUAGCCAGAAGAUGUUACAAAAAGGAUGCAUCCGAACUAGAUGAUCCCCUCACCAUGCGCUUGAACGUUGAGCCUCUAAGGAUCACCAACAAGAGGGAUGCAGAUGAUUGCAUUCUUAACAAUAGAGUUUAUCACAGUGUUUUUGUUUUAAGUUUGAAGAAAGCAACAUCGGUUUACAGAGCUGCGGAGCUCGCCCAUUUGCCGAAAAACAAGUACUAAAGU